Molecule: messenger RNA, 2580 nt
Organism: Misgurnus anguillicaudatus (oriental weatherfish)
Lineage: Eukaryota; Metazoa; Chordata; Actinopteri; Cypriniformes; Cobitidae
Source: RefSeq, a predicted model, not a curated record
GGACUUUUGCCACUGGAGUGGCCUGAUUGUUUAGUGAAGAACUCUGUGAGAGCUCAGACAGUUUUACAUGCAGCUGGACAACAUUUAACAUUGAUCUGAAACUGAGAAGGAUUUUUAACUGGACUUUUUUACAUGCUGUGGGAAUUGUUAAAUCAAGGAAGAUUGUUUAAAGUACCUACAUUGAUGAUGAAACAUUCUGCCUGGAGGCAGAUGACCGGCUUUUGGGCAGGUUUCUUGCUUAUUUUAUGUACCAGUAUGGAUCUCAACCAAGCUCUGAAACAUCCUUCCAUGCAUGGCAGGGUGCUUCAAAGACAGAAGAGAGCGUUUAAAUGGGAUAAAUUGUAUGUGUUUGAGGAAAUGGAUCCAAAAAUUCUACCUGAAAAAAUUGGAAAGCUAGAAAAUACAUUGUAUGGUAAGCACACACGAUAUAUCAUGACAGGGGAAGGUGCCAAUGAAAUUUUUAUUGUGAAUGAUGCGGGAGAUAUAUUUGUCAAUGCAAAGCUGGACCGAGAAAAGCAGAAAUCCUACAAACUCUCAGCUUCACUCAUUGACAUUAAUACCGGAACACUGAUUGAAAAAGAAUUUUUAGAAAUUACGGUGCUUGAUAUCAACGACAAUACACCUGUUUUUCCACCUGACCUCUCUGGAUCCAUCAAUGAAUCGUCUAAAGCAGGAACCAAAGUAAUGACUGUAAAAGCAACUGAUGCAGAUGAUCCAACCACUCCAAAUGGACAGAUUGAAUACAAACUUUUGAAUGGAACAGACCUCUUCCAAAUCAACAGUGAAGGUGUCAUCAGCACCUUAAAAAGCACAUUUGACCAAGAAAAACAGAAUCAAUAUCUGAUAGAAGUACAAGCCAAUGAUAUGCCAGGAUCAAGGGCAGGAAAUACUGCUACAACCAUAGUGACCAUCAACAUUGGGCCUACUGAUGUGAGAGCCCAAGUCAUCAUCAAUGUAAUUGAUGUUGACGAACCACCCGUUUUCAACCAAACAGAAUACAAGUUCUGCAUUUAUGAGGGCCCUUUCAAUAAUCCAGUCAUUGGAGGUGUCUCAGCAAGGGAUCCAGAUAAAAUUGGUCACAAAAUACGGUACUCUAUUGAAGACCCAGACUGUCCUGUAAGUGUGGAUCCCGUUCAAGGGCAUCUUUCUUUAAAAAGACAACUGGAUAGAGAGCAGGACUCCUCUUACACAUUUCAAGUUAUAGCACAAGAAGAUAUGCCAAACGGUCAAAAAUCCUACGCAAUGGUUAAUCUGAAAGUUCUUGACAUUAAUGACAACGCACCUAAACUUACGAACAUGAGCUACGCGUAUGUUUGUGAGAGUGACACACCACCCAGUCAGCAAACAAAUCUGACCCCGACUUGGCAUUCGUCUGGCACAGCUGGCAUUCAUGUGGCACUGGCAUACAGCAUGUGGGUUCCGGGUUUGGCAGGGAUGGCACUGGGUUAAAGACGGCACCCAAGACAUGGGGCAGAUGUCAAAUGGAGUAUUUGGCCCUGAUGUCAAAUAUAGAUAUGUGGGCCACAUAAGUAUUGCCGAUCUUGACCUACUUUUAUUUUUUUUUAAUUAAAAUUCCAGAUAUUUUCAUUGUCUUGUUUACAUCCUGGGUCUAAUCUAGUGUCUGCAAGUUAAUCAAGGCAACAAUACAUAUUUAAUUAUCUAAAUUAUGAAAAUCAACUGUAAUUGAUUAAUAUAACUUUACAUUUUCCACUGUGAUUUUUAUGAGAUAUAUAAUUAAAUUCUUCAUUCAAUGUUAUAUCUAAUCCUAACAGAUCAAAAUUAAACCAUUAGACAUAAUUUAACACCACAUAUUACUUAAUUACACUCGUAUCAGAUUAACUAUGAAAUGAAUUCAUUAGUUUUGUUGCUGUUGCACAUUUCUACGUAACUCUAUGGUUACUCUGUUACCAGUUGGUUAAUAUAUAUUAAGAUGAUGACAAAUUGAAUAUAUAUGUGAUUGAAAGAUUAAAGAUUUUCCAGAAACGCAUAAAGCUUCCGCAUGAAUCAGCAUCUGUUAGCUCGACUCACACCUGUCAGGAUUUCAAAAAAAUGCUUAAUGCGAUAUGCAAAAUUGGCCUAUCAGAGCAAAGAUGGCCAAAAGCUGGCAUUUGUUGUGCUUCAUGGGAUUAUAGUUUUAGUUGGCUGUAACACACAGUCUCGUAGUUUUGUAUUUUGACAAGUUUUCAAAUAUUUUUUAUUUCAGAUUGAAUAUUGUAUAUGUUGUAAUUUAAGUUGUAGCGGGUUGUUAUGAUUAAUGGCUUAUAACGCUUUAAAGCAACAAAUAUCUAAUGAGGAAAAGUGAAUGGAAAUACUCCCAGAACCAGUAUGUCGGAAAAAGUGGGCGGGCGCUGCAGUCUUCACAGAUUUUGAAAUGUGAGAUGUGAUUGAAACGGUCACUUUGCACCAAACUGGGAAAAAGCCAGCAGAGUUGGAAAGUGAACACAUGUUUUAUUAAAGUUUACUUAAGUUUUUAUAUGGAUUUAAUGAUUGAUUGAUGUUUGCACGUACUAUUGGAAUGAUCGUUAAUUGUUUUAUUCAAUAUGUUGUAUGUACAAUAAACUAACAUGUCCAAAAAAGUCA